UAAAAAAUUUGAAGGAUGCUCAUGGGCACCGAUGUGGCAACCGUCGGCUGCCAAGUACUGUGUAAUCACUCACACUCCACCUGGCAACAGUCUCUAGUGCACACGUCUGUCCGACGGACCUCUACCAUGUUUAGCGAAGAGCUGCUGCAGGGGCUUGAAUACGGUGGGAAGCUGUUGCAAGGAUUUGGAUAUGUAAAGGAUGUUUUCGCCGUCAUUGGGAUCCUGUACGUGGUAAAAGUGACCACAUACCUCCUUCAUGACGUGGUAACAGGAGUGAGAACUCUCUUUUGGUCCAGAUUGUGGGACAAACGACUUGUUGCCAAGUAUGGCAAGUGGGCAGUUGUGACGGGCAGCACAGAUGGAAUUGGAAAAGAAUACGCCAAGAAGCUGGCUCAGGGAGGCAUGAACAUCAUCCUCAUCUCACGCACCAUGGAGAAGCUCAAGAAAGUUGAAACCGAGAUUGCUGAUGAAUAUGGAGUAGAGACUGAGGUCGUUCAGGCAGACUUCAGCCAAGGGCGUGUAAUCUAUGAGGACAUCGGAAAACACCUGCAAGACAAGGAGAUUGGAGUUUUAGUAAAUAAUGUUGGUGGGGUCGCAAACUUGCCAUGCUUGCUCGGCGCCAAGGAGCCAUCAUCAAUAUAG
Homarus americanus (American lobster) is the source of this 642-nucleotide messenger RNA. RefSeq names its product inactive hydroxysteroid dehydrogenase-like protein 1. The transcript is spliced from 4 exons. Lineage: Eukaryota; Metazoa; Arthropoda; Malacostraca; Decapoda; Nephropidae. The record is from RefSeq and is a predicted model, not a curated record. The coding region runs from base 16 to 642 and encodes 208 amino acids.